GUUCAGGACAUUUGACUUUUAAUUCAAUUCACAAUUUUACAGUAGUCUGAUGUAAAGAGUUGAGGAAAAAAAAAAGAUUAUCUUGUGUUUUUGUGGUGAAAUUUCACCAUCUGAGUUUUUGACUUCCAGUAAGAUUUUGAAAGGAUUCCAAAGGGAGUCAGCUGCUUCAUGCUGUUCCUGUCUGUUUACUUUGAGAAGAACACAAACAGCUGAAAGUGGGGCAGAGAGUCAAUAUCUGAAGUUCAAGGCAGGCUAAAGGAGUGAAGACGAGAGUCUGUCCAUUUCUUCUGAAGAUGGAGCGUUUGUUUCUGCUGUGCUCUGGUCUGCUGGUAACAUUGACAUCUCAACACAAUGUAUGUUCCCGACCUGAACUGCAGGGUAACAUUAAUAUGACUGGGAUCCAGAGGUUCUUCAGCCCCGGUGUGGAGUUAGCUCUGUCCUGUAAACAGGGAUAUACUCCUGUGUCGGGCCCACGCAAGAUUGUUUGCACCAUGAACGGAGUGUGGACAAACACCAAAUUUAACUGUAUACCAAAACAAUGUCCAUAUCCUGAACUAAUCACUAACGGUGAAUUAUUUUAUGAGAAUACAGUGUACCAGAGUACAAUCAACUACACUUGUCAUGAAGGGUACACAAUGACUGGAUUCAGCUCAGCAGUGUGCCAAGCCAAUGGAACAUGGAGUACACCUGAACCAGAGUGCAUACCUGUAUCCUGUGGUCACGCUCCAGUCCCACUGUAUGGAAUGGUAAUUUAUGACCAGGUGGUCAGAGGAAACACAACCAAUUUUGGGCUCACAGCAAUGUACGUUUGUAAUCCUCCGUACGCACUUUUUGGCAACAAACUUGCCAAGUGCACUGCCAGUGGUACCUGGACCAAGGCACCUGAGUGUCGAGUGGUGACCUGUCCUCCACCACAGAACAUUGAAAGAGGUUAUAUGUCCACCAAUGAGAAGAGGGAGUUUUUCUACAAGGAAAAAGUCAAAUAUGACUGCCAGAGUCCAUAUGUACUGGAAGGACCUAUGGAGACUGUUUGCCUAGAGACUGGAAAUUGGUCUGAAAAGCCAUCUUGCAAAGGACCUUGUUCUGUUGAAAUAAAAAGAGGAAGAAUAUUAUACAAAGGAAAGAAAAUGUGGAUCCAAGACUUCCAGCCUAACCGUGUCUUACACCAAGAAAUUGUCUCAGUCUACUGCAUGAAUAAAGCCAUGAAAUGUGGUUAUGUUGUGCCAACUCAGUGCAUUGAUGAAACACUAAAAAUCCCUGAAUGCUUUGAAGAACCCAGUAAGCUUGAUUUUACCUUGAAGUCAAAUUCACUUCCAUCAGAGAUUGAACAAUGCUGAAGAUGCAAAUCUCUUCUCUCCAGAGGCUGCAGCAGCAUGUCAUAAAUUUUCCCUGCCCUUGGAAAUAAAGAACAUGAUUUCAA
Messenger RNA from Girardinichthys multiradiatus, 1420 nucleotides. RefSeq names its product beta-2-glycoprotein 1-like. The record is from RefSeq and is a predicted model, not a curated record. Gene Ontology annotation, biological process: negative regulation of complement activation, classical pathway. The transcript has 8 exons. NCBI's taxonomy places the organism in Eukaryota, Metazoa, Chordata, Actinopteri, Cyprinodontiformes, Goodeidae. Bases 294 to 1337 code for a protein of 347 amino acids.